Messenger RNA from Cooperia oncophora, 243 nucleotides. The record is from the annotation of a GenBank genome assembly. Lineage: Eukaryota; Metazoa; Nematoda; Chromadorea; Rhabditida; Trichostrongylidae.
AUGGACUUUGGCAAUUACCGAAGUUCUGAGAAAAACGACUGCCAAUCUUACCCAAGUAGAGAGCAGGAAUCACGCUAUAAAUUCAUUGGAACACCGAAGUACGCCGCUCGUGCUACCCAUCAAGGUCGCGUUGUAAAUAGAAAAGAAGAUAUGGAAUCGUGGUAUUACAUGCUCAAAAAGAUGCCCCGGACUGGACGCUUGAUUCAGUUGGAUAAGGAGCUGCAGAGUCAGUUAUUCUCGUAG